CACUUCACAGAGUUCCUGGAUGAGUUUUCACCUGAUGUCCUAGGCCAGCUCUUGAAUGAUCCUUUCUUGUCUGAGAAGAAUGAAAUAAUGGAGGUGGAACUGUCUCCAGCAUCCCCAGCACCCCUCAUCCAGGCAGAACACAGCUAUUCCCUCUGUGGGGACUCUCGACCCCAGUCUCCCUUGACCCACAUCUCGACUGAUGACAACUUUAAUGAAGGUGACCUGGAAAAUGAGGAAUGGUGUCUGGCUGCAGAGUUUACUCCAGCAUCAAUAAAGACUGAGCCAGGGCUGUGUGAGACAUCCUGCCUUGCUCCCUCUGUCAGUCUCACCAUCACGGCCAUGGCGCUGGAGGGGGAACAGCCUGAACUACGGACAGAUGCCCUGAUGAAACCACUGACCCAGAAAGUUCUUCCAGAGAUUAAAUUGGAGCCCCAUGAAGUGGAUCAGUUCCUGAACCUCUCUUCUAAGGAAGUGGAUCCCCUGCAUUUGCCUCCGACCCCUCCCAGCAGCCAUGGCAGUGACUCUGAAGGAGGGCAGAGCCCAGCUAGAUCACUCCCUCCUUCAAGCCCAAUCCAGCUACAAGCCACGGCUAAAGUUGCAUCACGCACAGCUUCAGUGCUCUCCAAUUCCCCUCUCCUGACUGCACCACAUAAAUUACAGGGGACUGGCCCACUCAUCCUGACAGAGGAGGAGAAGAGGACACUGAUAGCUGAGGGCUACCCAAUCCCCACCAAACUGCCCCUGACAAAAGCAGAGGAGAAAGUGCUAAAGAAAAUCCGGAGGAAAAUAAAGAACAAGAUCUCUGCCCAGGAAAGUAGAAGAAAAAAGAAAGAAUACAUGGACAGUCUGGAAAAAAAAGUUGAGACCUGUUCAAAUGAAAACAGUGAGCUGCGUAAGAAGGUUGAAGUCCUGGAGAAUACUAACAGAACACUUCUGCAGCAGUUGCAGAGACUCCAAGCCAUGGUUGCUGGCAAAGUGUCCCGAUCGUGUAAGGCAGCUAGCACACAGACAGGGACCUGUCUUAUGAUGGUGGUGCUGUGCUUUGCAGUAGUUUUUGGCAGCUUCUCUCAGAGCUAUGGGCCAUAUCCUUCUGCUACAAAGAUGGUGUUGCCCAGGCAGCAUUCCUCACCAGAGUCUUACACAGAUUCCAUUGUGAGGUCGAGGAGUCUGCUAAUUUAUGAAGAGCCUCACCAGCUGGAGGAGUCAUCAAGCUCAGUCUCCUUUGCAGAUCGCACCGACAGGCAAACAGACACCUCCAAGUACACAACACUGUCCCUGGAAGCCAUGUCAGGGACACAGCAGGAUGAUAUCAUGCAGUUCACAAUAGCCAAUGAGACAAGGAUAGAGAAGUCAGUGCUGCUGGGCCUGCAGCAGCACAGAAUCAACUCCGAACUAGAAGGAAAUGAAACACUGAAGAUAAUUGAAAUAGAUAGAAGAGUCAAUGCCACCUCUUAAAAAUAAAAAAGGCCUUUUUUCUUGACUUCCCUCUUUCCCACAUAUUUUCAACCAAAGUUCCCCUGACUUGUCAUCCUCUGUGAACCAAAGUACAAAAGAGAGGGAGUUCAACUUCUGCAUUGACUGAUGGGGCUGUGACUACAGAUGGGAUCUCUUGUCUUUGUAACUCCCUUCCUCACUUCACACACAGUCCCUGUCUUUGCUUUUAUUCCUUUUUUAUUCCUUUCCUGUCUAAUACUGCAAGGGCAGGAUUGAAUUAUGAUGGCAGAUGAUGCCAGCAGUGUGCCAGUGACUGGUGGGUGUGUGUGUGCAUAUAUGCACACAGCCUGAUCUGAGCACAAAGACAUUCUCUAGAAGAGCAAAAUAUGCAAAACCAACGGGAGCAUGUGGG
Messenger RNA from Acanthisitta chloris (rifleman), 1846 nucleotides. It is a transcript of the gene CREB3L2, whose product is annotated as cAMP responsive element binding protein 3-like 2. Lineage: Eukaryota; Metazoa; Chordata; Aves; Passeriformes; Acanthisittidae. Gene Ontology annotation, biological process: regulation of transcription by RNA polymerase II. The annotation marks the transcript as partial. Gene Ontology annotation, molecular function: DNA-binding transcription factor activity, RNA polymerase II-specific; cAMP response element binding. The record is from RefSeq and is a predicted model, not a curated record. The transcript is spliced from 11 exons.